Molecule: messenger RNA, 1274 nt
Organism: Zymoseptoria tritici IPO323
Lineage: Eukaryota; Fungi; Ascomycota; Dothideomycetes; Mycosphaerellales; Mycosphaerellaceae
Exons: 3
Biological process (GO): ergosterol biosynthetic process
Cellular component (GO): endoplasmic reticulum
Molecular function (GO): sterol 24-C-methyltransferase activity
Source: RefSeq, a predicted model, not a curated record
AAUGGCCGUAACCACAGUCACUACCGAUGUCGACCGCGAUCCUGUUAUGCUCAAAUUGAUGCAUGGCAAGUCGGCAGAGGAGCGCAAUGCUUUCCUGUCUAUGCUGAAGAAGGAUCACAACACACACAAGACCGUCACCAGAGACUACGUCAACGCAUGGGAGACCAACGGUGUCGCCCGCGACGACGAAGCAGCGCGAGACGACCGGAAGAGCAAGUACAUGUCUUUGGUGAACAACUACUACGAUCUCGUCACGGACUUGUACGAAGAGGGCUGGGCGCAGUCCUUCCACCUCUGCAGCUUUGCGCCAGACGAAUCGCUCUUGCAAGCUUUGGCCCGCCAUGAGCACUACCUCGCCCACCGCAUCGGCCUGACCAAGGACAUGACUGUGCUGGACGUCGGCUGUGGUGUCGGUAAACCAGCACGAGAGAUCGCCACAUUCACCGGCUGUAACGUGGUCGGCUUGAACAACAACGCAUAUCAGAUUGAGAGGGCAACAAGCCACGCCGCCAGAGAGAAGCUAUCACACAAAGUGUCAUUCGUCAAGGGCAACUUCAUGGAAAUUAACUUCCCCGAAAACACCUUCGACGCCGUAUAUGCCAUCGAGGCAACCUGCCACGCUCCAACAUUGGAAGGCGUCUACUCGCAAAUCUACCGUGUCUUGAAGCCAGGCGGAACCUUUGGCGUUUACGAGUGGGUCAUGACGGACAAGUACAACCCCAAGGAUCCCGAGCAUCAAGCGAUCCGACUGGGAAUCGAGCGCGGCAACGGCAUCUCCAACAUGGUUCCAGCCAAAGAGGCGUACGGAGCCAUGAUCAAGGCGGGCUUCGUAGUUGAGGAGCGUGAGGAUCUGGCUGAGCGUGCGGACUGGAAGCCGUGGUAUGCACCACUGGCGGGCAACCUCGCCGGCUCGCGCAACAUCACCGACUUCUUAGGCUACCUUCGCAUGACACAUGUCGGUCGAUAUGGCAUUGGAUGUUUGUUGCGAUCGCUGGAGUUUGUCGGUCUUGCGCCGUCGGGGACCGCGACUACGGCGGCAGAGUUGUCGGAUGGAGGCGAUGCGCUCGUGGCCGGAGGCAAGCACGGUCUCUUUACGCCAAUGUACCUGAUGAUUGGCAAGAAGCCUGUCGCCUGAGGUCAGAUCAGUGGUGGACUUUGGGAAGAUUGAGGAAGCAUUGGAUGCUGAUAAUGACUCGCGAGAGGACACCUCAUAUAGAUGUGUGAAUGUUACUUCCGACCAUGUUGACAUGGACCAGAGUGAGCCAUGCUGGGUC